Messenger RNA from Tilletiaria anomala UBC 951, 4880 nucleotides. RefSeq lists its product as uncharacterized. The transcript is spliced from 4 exons. The record is from RefSeq and is a predicted model, not a curated record. Gene Ontology annotation, cellular component: exocyst. NCBI's taxonomy places the organism in Eukaryota, Fungi, Basidiomycota, Exobasidiomycetes, Georgefischeriales, Tilletiariaceae. Gene Ontology annotation, biological process: Golgi to plasma membrane transport; exocytosis. The coding region runs from base 150 to 4538 and encodes 1462 amino acids.
UACCGCAGUGGCAGCCGGCAGGCUGGCAGUAGCAAAAAGGGCACAGGUUUCGGCGUACGGUUGGCGCAAAUAUCUGCGCGUCAUCAUCGAGUCAUCGGAACAAACUCGGACUGUCGGGCAUCAGAUGCUGCAGCUGGCACUUGGCCACAAUGUCGCGCCAACAGUCGAUGCGCUCCAAAGGCGCCGCUGCUGACAUUCGAUCGCGAAUCCGUCACGAGAACACCAAUCUUGGCGCUGGCGUCGACAUCCAGCCGUCGUUCAGGGGCGGCGCUGCCCUAGGAGCACCACAUGGACUCGCUGGAGUGCAGCAGGGGGAAGCCGCAUUCCUAGCCCAUGGUGGAAGUGGCUAUUCAUCGAGCGCCGCAGUUGCGAUGAAUGGGGGUGGAUGCGAGUACUCCCACCAGAUCAGCGCAUCUAUUGCUAGUCUGAGUUCUAGCGGUUUUCAUGGCACUAGCUCAGAAACCAACCUGGCGCAGUCACUACAGGGUGCAUCGCUCGGCGGACAAACGCCGCUGCGUCCUGCCCGAUCUGCGAGGAGGCCCCAGAACCAAUCGCCGCAGCGUCAAGAUGGAUUUGCGCUGGCAGGUCCUUCGCGGGCUCAUCAGCUCCCUGGCCUCCAGAUACAUCAAGACCCAGUAGAUCGCAGUGCGGCUCCUGGUCGCAAUCUGUUGAACUCGAAUAGAGGCACCAGGGUAUCCCCCGUCGGCGAGCCGGACGGCUAUGGAUCGUUCAGUUUGGCACGGGGAGCCAGCACGUCCGGUCAAUUCAUGCAUAACCAACAUGGCUACGAAGCACCUCAACCUCGAUCAGGGCUGAAAGCUGCGUAUGACGGUGAAGAAGAUGCGUACGGUGGUCUAUCGCCUCUUGGUGAACACCCAGGUCACGAGCUUCCGAUACCGUCUAUCAGCCCUACGACGCCGGCCUCAGUAGGUUCUCUUACACAUCGCAAGGAACCAGCCGCGCUCAACAGCGUCAUAUCAGCUCUGAGUGCUGCGGGGAGGAAGCAUCAGACGAACCGCAUCCAGCGUGGUGCCGCCGUAUCAGCAGAAGAUGAGCGCAGGCGACGGGGGAGCCAGAUGCGGAUCGAUCAGAUGAGGCACAUCGAGCGACGGCCGCUGGAGAGUUAUCUGCGCAAGGACGAUGCGAGGGCUUUCAGGGAGAUCAAUGCGGUGCUGCGGAAGGUCAAGGCCGAAUGGUCACACAUGACGAUGGACGAUUUCAAUGCGGCAUCAUUUGCGCUCUCGCUCAUGGACGACAGCUCGUUGGGCGCCAGCUUCGAUGAAUUCGAGAAAAUGAAGAAAAUGCUCGAACGCGCGCUCCAAGGGACCCUCGAUGAUCACUAUGAAGCUUUCGCAUCUGCUAUUACACUACACAACAACGUCCUCUCCUCUUUGAGCACGGCCCAAAACAACGUAUCCGUUGCACGGAGAAGACUCCGUGAUUCUCGAGACGCGCUUGGUGCCAAGCGCGCAGAUCUCGUGCAAAUGUGGCACAAGAGCCAAGGGGUGAAAGAAGCACUCAGAUUGCUGGACACCGUGGAGAACCUCAAGAACAUGCCAGAUCGACUGGAAGCUCUCAUGUCCCAGAAGCGUUUUCUCGAGGGUGUCAACGUCUUGACGCGCGGGCUGCGGACGAUCGACAAGGCAGAGAUUGUCGAACUGACAGGCACAGCAGACCUUCGAGCGUACCUGAAGGCACAGGAACAGAGUGUGCUGGACAUUCUAGUGGAAGAACUGCACAACCACCUGUACCUCAAAAGUCCGUCUUGCGACGUCCGCUGGCACGCUUACACGCCUGGCCAGACGUUAAUGCCGACCUUGGAUCUGGACAACCAAUUCGAAGAAAGCGAGGAGGAGAACAUGGUCGCCGCGCAGGAUUUGAAAGCGUCUCUGUCUUCCUUGCCAAGCACUCAUCAGCCCCCUCCGGCAGCAUUGCAUCGUUUCCUGCAAACCUUGUCAUCUCGUCCCUCUUUCGAUCCAAAGCUCGCAACGGACGUUGUGGACACUAGUCUUGCGCCGAGUACCUCAACCUCGGCGCUGACAGGCGAGCUCAUCGAGAAUACAGGCGAUUCCGGGAUGGCCAAUUCCAAGAGUACUGACUCGCUCGCUGGCCUGACUGGCUUUAAUAGCGCAGGGGACAGUGGCAGCAAUGGCUCGGAAAAUAUUGAGAGCAACAGCUUCCUCUACAUCGAGAUGCUUCUGGAAAGCAUUGCUCGCUUGGACAAGCUAUCCUACGUUCUCGAUACUAUCGCACAUCGACUGCAAGUGGAGGUUCACCAGGUUAUCGAUACUACGAUCGAAGAAGUCGAGCGUCGCAACGAGCCGUCAAGACAACACUCCAUGGGGCGAGCAGGAUCCAUGUACCUUGGCCGCUCAUCAUCACACACACUCUCGUUUAGCGGCCCCUCAUCUUCUGCUUGGCGUGGCUCUGGGCCGCCAAGUACCCUUCACGUAUCCACCAGUGGCUCUGUACGACAUGGUCUCAUGCGGCGGACCGCCGCAGAAUCGUUUGCGACAGCCAUGGACGAGGAGACGAUGCGGGACCUCUUCUGGACCCUCUUUUCCAAAUUUGAUGCUAUCCUGCAAGGGCAUCGAGCCGUGUACGAGGUCACGACGCGCAUCUCGUCGCGCACCGGCUUCUCGCGGUCGACUCCUCUCGCCCGGACGACUACUCUGUCGUCGCCUGUCAAGGUCUGGCGGCAAAUACAGCUCGAGGUCCGGUCUCUUCUGCACGACCAUCUUGUUGAUGAGUCCCAGCCAUCAUCGCGCGCACGACGCCAAGCUAUCAUCUCUGUCAACGAUGUGCUGCGUUUCGGCAAGACCGAUAGGGACAAGAGCAAGCGACUUUUCACGUUGCCAUUGGGGCAAGUAAAGAGCGGCAAGAAGGAAGUCAAUCCCAUCAAAAAAUACGAAGAAGAGCUUACAGCUGCUUUGCGCAUUCACGUACCCGGCCUCGUGUCAUCGGACGCCGCGGCCGGCCCUGGCAUCACCAUGAUCGACCUGGGUCAUUCCAUGACGAUAGGCGGCACCUCAACGGCAGAGCUGACAGGUACAGGGCAUCGCAUCCUGGUCAAGCCAGAUGCGUUCAAUCUCUCGAGAAUUUUCAAGCCGAUGCUUAAAUUCAUUGCAAAGGUACAAGCCGUCAUGCCCCCAGACGGCGAGGGAACAUCUGACUAUGACUCUUUCCUGGAGGAAUUUGUGCGAGAGACCUUCCUGCCUCAGCUGGAAGAAAAGGCGCAGUUGUUGUUCUUGCAGUCGACAAGCAGUCUGGACGCGCUGCAAGAAGACGCUGCGUUCAAACAGGCUACAGGCAAACCGGUGACAAGGUCGGUGCGCAACGUCCUCGUGCUCUUGGACGGCAUUUACAGUAUCUUAGAGGCAACGCCGUUCCAUCGGACUAGCAUUGCUCGCUUAAUGGUACAGCUCAUCGUUCAGUUCUAUCAGCGUUGCAGCGAUCGCUUCACCAACCUCGUCGCUCUGCCAGCGGAUGGCGACACUCCAUCUGACGCUGUGCACACUUGCGCAGCUUGGGCACAACGACCUGAAAUCCUGGAAUAUCUUUCAGAUGCAGUUCAAAGCGCUUCGGACGAGACACGUCAGAAAGAAUUGUUCGACCAGGAAAAUCGGACAUUGCUGCAGGUUUCGAAGUACGGCAGCGGGCUUAAGUUUGCAGAUCUAACGACAUCUCGCAAGAAGCUCCUCGCGCUCGGCACGCUCAAGCACAGUCUCGCUAGCUUCCUCGUUCACAUGCGCCGGUUGAAGGCGAUGGCCGUCUUUCCUGAGGACCAACUGGGCGUCAGCCUUCUUGGCUCAGGCAAGGGCACGCAUAUGGCCCUGCCACUCAACGACGAAAUGGCUGUGCGAUUCCAAAGCCUCCCAGCAACGUUCGAAUACUUGUGCAACGUCAUCCUGUUCACUCUGAGGGCAGAGUUGCGCAUCCGCGCUGCAUUUCAUCUCAAUCUCACGGUGACAGAUGGUAACUACUUGAUCGAAGAAGCCACGCUGGAACCCGAUCCGCAUGUGGUCGACCUCAAUGCGGAGAUUGUUUCGUGCGACGACGUUUUUCUCGACUCGCUUCCCAACGAGGAUCGCCAAUUCUUGUUCGCUGGUCUCUCUGGCUUUAUGGACCUGUUGCUUGUCGCAUCAGUGCGGCGUCUGCGCGCAAUCAAUCGACAUGGCGUCACCAAGAUGAUCCGCAACAUCAUGGCUCUGCAACAGAACUUGAAGAGCAUGGUCGAUACUCCCGAACAAGUCAAUCUGGAACGCAGCCAGCGAUUCUGGGACUUGCUACUGCAGACGCCGGAGGAAAUGUUGGAGGUUAUCCGGAAGGAUGGCGCGCAUCACACGUUCGAAGAGUACAAGUCGGCUCUCCAUCUCGUGCUAGGCUUGGAGAACGUCCGGGCCAGCGGUGGGGCAGCAAAUGGGGUUCUACCGCCGGCCAUUGCGAAUGCAGGCACGUUUUCUGAAAGGAGAGACACUUCACGAAAUCAAUACAACGAAUACCUGAUCGAGCUACAUCAGGUGGUUGGAGACGCUUGAUCGUCGCGACGCAGACGUACGAGCGAGUGUGAGCGCGUGGUAAUGAUCUUUAUGCGCGAUAUAUACUUGUUGCGUUACGCGUAUCACAUCCGGUCACCUUGGGUCACACGAGAAAUUGCAAUUUAUGAUUGGCGUUUCAAUUUACAUCGCAUUCCAUGACGCAUGGUGAGACGAGCAGCCGCUAAGGACGGUAGAUCUUUUGAGAGACAAAAUCAUGUGUCGCCUCGCUCGAGCAAUUCUGGUCUGCCGACCGCCUUGCGCGAGCCAAGAAAAUGAGGCUGAAAGCAAGAAUGCCUCACUCUCGACCAUUAACGCUGCUCCUGGACAUCGCAAGCAAAAACA